Messenger RNA from Nasonia vitripennis (jewel wasp), 496 nucleotides. Its product is annotated as neuropeptide-like protein 30. The coding region runs from base 163 to 399 and encodes 78 amino acids. NCBI's taxonomy places the organism in Eukaryota, Metazoa, Arthropoda, Insecta, Hymenoptera, Pteromalidae. The record is from RefSeq and is a predicted model, not a curated record. The transcript is spliced from 3 exons.
AGGAAGUAAAUGAUUAAAAACGAUUCUCAGUUCUUCUUAAUAAUAAUUAGCUUACGAUUAUUUCGUCCUCGUGCGAUUCAUAUAAAGCAGCACUCAUUGUAGGACACGUUAUGCGUUCGUGUAAGUUCUAUCUUCGACUUUAUAUUAAGUCAAACAUUUACAAUGAUUACUACGCGAAUCGUUGCUAUUCUGCUAAUUGUUGUAGUGGCAUUAUUUCAAAAUAGUCGAGCGCAAUUCGGAAUUCCACCAAUUGGAGUAGACAUUGGGGGCUAUGGUCCUGGAGGCUACGGUAACCAAGGUUAUGGACGAGGAGGCUAUGGUAAUCAAGGUUAUGGUCGUGGUGGUUACGGUCGUGGCCCGCCAGGAAGAGGAUAUGGAGGUUACGGAUAUGGAAAAUGAAUAAAAUGAAGGCACAUUUUUUACACGUUAAAUUAUACAAUUAUGUUCACAUUGUAUUAUUUAUCUGCACUGUAAUAUAAUAAAAAUGUAAAUCAUU